AAUUGAAAUAAAAUCAUAUAGAAGGUCCCCAAGUUUCUGAUGUGCAAUUGUUUUUACCAAUUGAUUCCCGAAACCCGUGAAACAUAGCAAUGAUCCCCAAACGCCUCCUUAACCCUCCUCUUUCCCCAACUUCAUCUUUCACCACCGUUAAUGGCUUUCGCGUUUCAGCUUCUGCUUCAAUCUCCCACACUCCUCACUCUCUAUCCGACGCCGUUUCCCUCUUUCAUCGCACUAUCAACGACCCCAAUUCGCCACCCUCUGAACCAGCAUGCAACUCUCUUAUCGGCAACCUACGCAAGGCACGACAGUACGACGUCGUCCUGUCGGUUUACCGCAAGAUGGCUUCCGCGCGCGUUUCGCCCUGGUUGACUUCUCUGAAUGCGUUAACCGAAAGCUUCGUCAACUCUCAUCACCCAAACUUCGCUGUUGGAGUCCUUGGCCUAAUGAUAAAACGCGGUUUUCGGGUUGGCGUCUAUAACAUGAACCUAGUGUUGAAGGGUUUUUCCCAGAGUGGUCAAUGCGACAAGGCAAUGGGUUUGUUUUCUCAAAUUACGAAAAAUAGUGAUCAUGGGGUUCCUGAUAUUGUUACUUACAAUACCCUUAUAACUGGAUUGUGUAAAGCUAAAAGAUUGGUGGAAGCUAGGGCUUUGUUUGAGGCAAUGAAGGUUGGGGAGAACAAACCCAAUUUGGUGACAUUUAGUGUUUUGAUUGAUUGUCUUUGUAAGAAUGGUGAAGUUUGUGAGGGGUUCGUUUUGUUGGAGGAGAUGGAGAGGGAGGGUUUGAAAGCUGAUGUGUUUCUGUAUAGUUCUCUAAUCAGUUUCUUUUGUGGCAAGGGUGAUGUUGAGAAGGGGAUGGAACUGUUUGAUGAUAUGUUGAGGAAGAAUGUUAGUCCCAAUGUGGUUACAUAUAGUUGUUUGAUGCAUGGUCUUUGCAAGAUUGGUCGGUGGCGGGAGGCGUCUGACAUGUUGGAGGACAUGACGGCACGAGGAAUUCGGCCGGAUGAUGUUAGUUACUCGGUUUUGGCAGAUGGGCUUUGCAAGAAUGGGAGGGUGGAGGAUGCAAUGAAGUUGUUGGAUUUGAUGGGGCAGAAGGGGGAGGAGCCAAGUACUGUUACAUACAAUGUUCUUGUGAAUGGAUUUUGUAAGGAGGAUCGGGUGGAGGAUGCAUUUAGGAUUGUGGAAAUGAUGGCGAAGAAGGGGAAGAAGCCUGAUGUGGUAACUUAUAAUACGUUGAUGAAAGGGCUGUGUAGAACUGACAAAGUUGAUGAGGCGAUAGAUCUUUGGAAGCUGUUGGUGAGCGACAAGUUCCAUAUGAAGCCGGAUGUCUUCACUUUCAAUUAUUUAAUUCAGGGACUUUGCAAGAAAGGACGUCUUCGGGAUGCUGUGAGGGUCCAUUCUACUAUGGUUGAAACGGGGUUCCUAGGUAACAUAGUAACUUAUAAUGUUUUGAUUGAGGGUUAUCUAAGUGUUCGGAAACUUAUUAAGGCGUUGGGACUCUGGAAAGGGGCAGUAGACUCUGGAUUUUCUCCCAAUUCAAUGACUUACAGAGUUUUUAUUAUUGGUCUGUGCAAAAUGCAGAUGCUGAGUAUUGCAAAAGGACUUUUUAUUAAAAUGAAAGAUUCUGGGAUUAAACCUACCGUAGUUGAAUACAAUGCACUAAUGGCAUCUUUGUGCAGGGAAGAUAGUCUCGAGCAGGCUAGGAGUUUAUUUCAAGAAAUGAGAAAUGUGAAUCAUGAUGUUGAUGUUGUCUCCUUUAAUAUAGUAAUCGAUGGAACCCUUAAAGCGGGAGAUACUAAACAUGCCGAGCAAUUGCUAUCGGAGAUGCGUAACAUGGAUUUGAUCCCUGAUGCCGUAACCUUUUCUAUAUUAAUAAAUAGGUUCUCAAAACUUGAGCUGUUGGAUAAAGCCAUGUCCUUCUAUGAGAAAAUGAUCUCGUCUGGUCAUGUACCUGAUGUUGUUGUAUUUGAUUCUUUGCUAAAGGGCUGUGGUUCAAAGGGAGAGACAGAAAAAAUCAUUUCCUUGCUUCAUCAAAUGGCUGAUAAGGAUGUUGUUCUGGACUCGAAAUUAACAUCUACCAUCUUAGCAUGCGUUUGUCACAUGUCAAAAGAUCUUGAUGUAGAGAAGGUUCUUCCAAAUUUUUCACAAAAUAGUGAACAUACAUCAAAAGGAACAACCAUUAAAUGCCACAAGUUCUUGAUGAAGCUGAAUGAUGUUUAUCCAGAACUAAAAUUAUUUGUUGCACGAUAGUGUGUGGUUUCAGGUGCAUGAUACCAUGGUAUCCUAAUGGAUUGGCAACCUGACAAUUACGGAGUUUUGAAGUCAUGUGCAUUUCAACCAGUUGUCAUUUUAUAAUAAAGAGAUGCAAGUGUAAAGUUCUGCAUCAUGGCAUACAAUGUCCCAUUUGAUACUGAUAUGUAAACAGUCAUGGAUGAGAUUUGUAUAAUGUCUUCUUACAGGCUUUCAAUCAUUAAGUUCUGGCUGAAAGUACGAGGCUUUGGUUUUUGGCUUGAAGGGAUCAUCUAAGUGUGGUUUUUUUGCAUCUAGAGAGAAGAGAAGCUGAGGUGAUGGUGAUGAAGGAGAGGGAUGAGGAGCUUUCUUUGUUCCUCAAUAUGAGGAGGAGAGAGAACGAGAACGAGAAAAACAGCCUUCUCCUUGAAAACUCUGAAGAACUUCAUUUGUCCAAUCUGGGUAUGUUUUUCUCGACUUCAACUUUUGAUUGCUGGUGGGGUGCAAGAUUUGGACUUGAGUUUAUAGAUCUUGAAUAUUCUAAUAAUUGAACCAAGGUUUUUCUCGCAUCAUGUUUUUUGUGCCACUUGUUGUGUUUUAUAAUCUAUUAAAGAUGCCUUUCUGUGUCAUGUUAUUUGACCACAAAAUCCAAUCACAAGGGCUCCAUGAAUUCUAAGAUCGUCUCUUCGGUGCCACCAAAGAAGCAUGGGGGUUGAAGAGUUCUUGAAUUCAGAGAAUGACAAGUCUGACCAUGAAUGGCUUCUUGCGCCACCAGAUUCACCUCCUUUUCCUACUUUAGAGAAAGAGUCGCAAAUAUCAGUGAAGAGUGAACAGGAGACUCAUAAUGCUCGUCCAACAGCUUUGAAACCUAGGGUGGCUAAUAUCCAAGCAGAACCUGCUUCUCAAGAGGCAAGAUAGUUUUGGACCAGAGAGAACUGAGUUCAUUUUAGUUUUAGAUUUUCUUCAUUUUUCUCUGAAGUUGGGAGAGUGGACAGUAUCUCUUGGUUCCUUAAUGAUGUCAUGAACUUGACUUGUGGAUGAUCCUGAAAAUUUGAUUGGGGUGGAUUCUACUCUCAAUAUUCAAAUGGAGGUUAGUCUCAACUGGAAAUUAGACAAACACUCUUAAAAGCUGUAGUUGUUUUAGGUGGAGGCUCAAGAACGAUUUUAUGCCUUAGCAAACCCGUUCAUGCAAGUUCUCUUAAAGCUUAAGCUUGAUCAGUCGUAUGCCCACUUUACCAUAUGUUGGCAGUUUUGUUUAGCUAUGAAUAAUGCAAAGGGAAAUGGACCAAAAUCUUGUUCACUCUCCCAUAAGCUGUGGCUGACAUGCAGAGUGGCUGAGGACUAUUCUUUUUUGUUUUUUGUUUUAUAUAUUUCUUGCAGAAAAAGUGAGAAUGACUAUGAGAAAAAUUAAUGGUAUUUUUAGCUCUUAGGAUCCAUUCAAAACUUGAUCGGAUUGAGGUUCUGGGGUUAUAAUAUCAAUUAUAAUUAUAUCAGAACUGAAAUGAGUUCAUAUUAACAGAACUUGCAUUAUGAAUGGAAAAAAAAAUUGUCAUUCUGGAUUCAAUUCAAUGUUAUUUGAGAUUGUGGUUAUAUAUUAUAUUGUGGGUGUAAUUUUAAAGUUGAA
Vigna radiata var. radiata (mung bean) is the source of this 3849-nucleotide messenger RNA. RefSeq names its product pentatricopeptide repeat-containing protein At4g28010. NCBI's taxonomy places the organism in Eukaryota, Viridiplantae, Streptophyta, Magnoliopsida, Fabales, Fabaceae. Gene Ontology annotation, molecular function: protein binding. The record is from RefSeq and is a predicted model, not a curated record. The transcript has 6 exons. Bases 90 to 2246 code for a protein of 718 amino acids.